AUGCAAGCCAUAGCACGACGGACUCUAUGGUCUGCCUGUAGAUUCCCCGCUAGGAAAGUCGCAGGCCGUCGGUAUCCUUCCCGAGCGCGCUCCUUCCACAACUCUUCCAAGCUCUCACGGCCUUCGGACGGCCCGAACAGUCCUUCUAACUCACCUGGUUCCGCACUCGAUCACGAUGCGCGCAACGAACGAGGAACUUCUGCGCCGAAGUCGCAAGAAGCCGAUACUAAGCCAGGAGUCGCAGAGGAUGAUAGCACGGCGGCAGUUGCGGACAAGCUUCAGAAGGCAAAGGAUGGCCCGAACUUCUAUGGAUCGGCCUUGAACAGGUCGAUGCGGAAUAGAAAGCCGAAGCAGGUUGACCCGAUACGAAUACCGGAUUGGUUCCUCCACCGCCAUAUCCGCUUACAGGAAGAACUUCAAGAAGCGCAUUCUAAAGACUCCUCGUACGACCCGUUCACCUAUGUAAUCAGAAGCAAGGCGACCAGGGAGCCUUUCGUGAGCUUGCCGCUCGGCACAAGUGGGCUCAAGCACCUCAUCUCUAGUUAUACCCAGGAAGCUUCCAACUCCGGGGGAGCCUCUAUCGCUGGUAGCGCAACCAACGUGAGCGGCCCUGAGCGGGAGUUACUUGAAAAGCUUAUAUCGUCAAUCAACAAGAGACUUGGUAUACUUGAAAAGGAGAUAGGAGGAAGGGAUGCUCGUUCGAAAGAGUUCAUGACCGAGGGAGGAGACCCCGAAGGGAAGGCUGAAAAAGACACGAACAGACGAACUCCUCCUGAAACCUCCGACCUGCCCAUGUAUGUCCUCGCUGAGUUUCAGGCCGCGAUUGCAGCAGGUUUUGCGACAGCUCGGCCGGAGCUGGGUCGUAUUUUGGCAGCUGGGAAGACCAACGUCUCCUUGUUCUGUCCUUCCAAUGGGGGCAUAAAAGCUUUAGAUGCAAUUGUUCAACGGACUGCUUCUACCCUUGGGGCUGAUGUUUUGCAACUGAAUGCGCAGAUUCUCACACGCCUGAUCGAAGACUGCUAUCCUGCCGGAUCAGAUCCAGCAAUACGGUCCUUUCGGAACCUGAGCUAUGAGACAUACCAGGCAAGGUCUGAAGCGCAAGAGUUAGAACAGGGAGUCGAGGAAGCUGAGGAGGACGAGCAGGACGACGAAGCAGAAGACGUUUCUACGGCCAGCUUUCCAGCGCGAGAGACUCCACGGGGCAAAUCCCGCAACGCCCGCGCCCAGGCCUUUGCAGGGCGGAGCUUAACAGACCUGUUCUCCAAUAUGAAGAACAUGAUGCCUCUAAUCAAAGUGGUCAGCCUCGAGCCAGAAGGAACAGAUUCGCUGGGCCAAGGCCAAUAUCCUGAACAGCGGUAUCAGUCGCAGUCCGCAAACGCUUUACAGCCAGGAGAAAUAGAGCUUUUGACUUUGCUUGAGGCGCUUCUCGACACGGACGCAGCGAAGCGAAGCUCCGCGUUAGAGCAGCGAGUCACCGAGAAUAGCUCUGCUCCUGCGGGUGAAGGUGCGCAUAAUGCAUCCAACACAACAGCGUCCCCUUCUUUCGGAGAGCCUGAGCCUGCUCCGAAAGUAGUGCCACAACCAGUCAGCUCGGAAGCCUUGUCAGACGAGAUAGAUUUCCCGAGCCUCAAUGACGGUGAUUCGGGUGUCAUUCACAGUAUCCGCUUCAACCCAACCGCAGUUGGAGCGCGGCAAGUGCACUCUGCUCCAUCACAGCGGAGGCUCAUCGUCCACAUUCAAGACUUUAAGGAGCUCAACGCGACUAGACACGGCUCCCAGGUAGUGCAGAGACUACUCCAAGUCGUCCGAGAAAGACGUCGAGGCGGACAGCAGGUGAUGGUUGUGGGUACAACGUCUGCAGAACAUCUAUUACCUGAUUCUUCUGCAGCGACAGCUCUCAAGGGGCUGCAGUCGGACUUUUCGGAACGUUUGUUUAGGACCAUUGUGGUGCCUCUAGGCGCUGAUCGCGCUUCACCCGAUGAGCCCAAGGCUUCCAAAAAUCCCACACUGGACUCCGAGGAGUCUCUGGAUCCGUGGGAGCGGGCGGAGCAAGAACGGACUCAGGAAAUCAAUAUUGGCAACAUACAAGACAUGAUUAGACGACUUUGUCCGGCUGGCUCCCCAUUGACCGAUUCUGCCCAGCCUUUACGCAUACCAGCAUACCUCGAUGCGAGUCAAUCUCCGCUGAAGAAGCGGAUCCUCUCGUUUGACGAAGUACAUCGCAUCGUGAUAACAGCCCUCGGGCUAAGAAUCGUGCACACCGACAGCAGCGAGCUCGAGCCGAUCCAUCUCGCUUUGGCCAUGACAGUGUUAUCCAGAAGCGACGCCAUCAAAUCCGCCUGGCUCACGACCAAAAUGUCCCUCGAUGACGACCCCAAAGGUGCCGUCUACAAAGACCCCACCACCCCAAAACAAUCCAAAUCCUCCAAAGCAGCCGCCGACCGCCUCGACGCGAUCCGGCGCAGCGCCACCAAAUACGAAAAGCGGCUCCUCAGCGGCGUCAUCAACCCGUCCUCGAUCUCCACCACCUUCUCCACCGUCCACGCGCCCGCAACCACAAUCGAAGCUCUCAAAUCCCUAACCUCACUCUCUCUCAUCCGCCCGGACGCCUUCAAAUACGGCGUCCUCGCCACUGACAAGAUCCCCGGCCUGCUCCUCUACGGCCCCCCCGGCACAGGCAAGACGCUGCUCGCCAAAGCCGUCGCGAAGGAGAGCGGCGCAACCGUGCUCGAGGUCGCGGGCGCAGAGGUGUACGACAUGUACGUCGGCGAAGGCGAGAAGAACGUCCGCGCCAUUUUUUCCCUAGCGCGGAAACUCAGCCCAUGCGUCGUGUUCAUCGACGAGGCGGAUGCGAUUUUCGGCUCACGGGGCGGGCCGGGGAAUCGGACGUCGCAUCGGGAGAUCAUUAAUCAGUUCCUGAAGGAGUGGGAUGGCAUGAAUGAUCUUAGUGUGUUCAUUAUGGUGGCGACGAAUCGGCCGUUUGAUCUGGAUGAUGCGGUACUGAGGCGCUUGCCGAGGAGGCUAUUGGUGGAUUUGCCGGUUGAGAAGGAUAGGGAGGCGAUUUUAAAGAUCCAUCUUAAGGAUGAGGUCGUGGAUGGGGAUGUGGAUGUUGGGGAGCUAGCGAGGCAGACGCCGUUGUAUUCGGGGAGCGACUUGAAGAAUUUGGCUGUUGCGGCCGCGUUGGCUUGUGUGAGGGAGGAGAUGGAGACGGUUGCUGGGGCGUCCUUGGAAGCUGAAGAGAUUGAUGGAAAGAAGUAUCCGGAGAAACGGACGCUGAUGAAGAGGCAUUUCGACAAGGCGUUGCAGGAGAUUAGCGCGAGUAUCAGUGAGGAUAUGGGCAGCUUGAGUGCGAUCAGGAAGUUUGACGAGCAGUUUGGGGAUCGGAAAGGGAGGAGGAAGAAGGGUGGAUGGGGUUUCGGAACGGGAAUGGAGGAUAGAAGAGAAGAAGCGGCGAGGGUUAGGGUGUAG
Molecule: messenger RNA, 3468 nt
Organism: Coniosporium apollinis CBS 100218
Lineage: Eukaryota; Fungi; Ascomycota; Dothideomycetes
Exons: 1
Coding region: 1-3468 (1155 amino acids)
Cellular component (GO): mitochondrial outer membrane
Molecular function (GO): ATP binding; ATP hydrolysis activity; RNA binding
Source: RefSeq, a predicted model, not a curated record